AGCCAAUCAGUUGUUUUAAUUGUCAUAUUUGAAUUCAGCACAUCAAAAUACAUAAUAAAUAUCACAUUUUAUCUCUGAAGCAGAUGACUUCUCAAAAAUUGUAGACCAGUGCUAUCAGUGAGCUCCCAGCUGCUUCAGUCCACGGUUUGCCAAUCAGUGUGGUAUGGGGCGUGUCCCCCCUCUCCAUGCUCCAAUAUUAUCCUCCCUCUUUGUUUCAGGUCGAUAUUCUCCAGAGAAGGCAGGGAAAUGGACCUAUCGCUCCGCGCCCAUCUAUUCGCUCGCCUCGCGCACGAAGGAGUUUGCGAAUGACCAGACUCCAGGGCCUGCCGCCUACGGGCUCCCCCCAGUGAUCGGGCCCAAGGUCGUCGGCAAGAGCUCUGCCCCAAACUAUUCCCUCCUGGGGCGCAGCUUGCUUGGCAGCUUCUAUGAGGACCUGAGCAAGACGCCAGGGCCCUGUAACUACCGUGUGGUGGAACCCAGCGUGUACAAGACCCGGGCCCCCCAGUACAGCAUGCUUGCCCGCAACAUGCUCCCUGGGGACAACACGCAGAAACCAGGGCCCGGGGCACACAGCCCGGAGAAGGUGAGGUGGGGGCCGGGACCCACACACACAUGGGCUCACAAGAGUUGUUGUGACAGGGAGUACGUCCAGCAGCGUGGCCAGACCUUUGGGAUCCGCCACUCCGACUACCUGGCUCCCCUUGUCAUAAACAGCUAA
This is a messenger RNA of Gopherus flavomarginatus (Mexican gopher tortoise), 718 nucleotides long. Its product is annotated as outer dense fiber protein 3-like. The transcript is spliced from 4 exons. Gene Ontology annotation, cellular component: cytoskeleton. Lineage: Eukaryota; Metazoa; Chordata; Testudines; Testudinidae. The coding region runs from base 164 to 718 and encodes 184 amino acids. The record is from RefSeq and is a predicted model, not a curated record.